AGGCAAGCAUCGGCUUGAGAAAAACAGAAAACGAAAAAAGAAACUAGUACAAACAAGAAAACACCUAGGCUGCGGCUAAAACAUAAGGCAAAGAUUGCCUAUCUUCCCAGAAGAAUCUGAACACAGCCCUCAUCCGCAGGAGAUAUUUCUGGCCAUCCUUAGAAUGAAACUUCUCCAACUUCGUUUCGCUGUCGAAUGAUACCAUAUCGAUCUCUGAGUCUUCUUCGAGGUAGUGUUAACCACCUAUAGGCGCCGGCCUUCGAAUUCACGUAUCAAUGGCUUCGCUGGCCUCCUUUCCGCCCCCUGGAAGCAAUGCACUCUCUUCCCACUUAAAAUCUGGAAUCCCAAUGAAAUAUCCUUACUUUCUCGCCCUCGCAACCCCAUCUUCGUCUUCUUCGACCACCAACACCAACAAGCUUAUUAGCCGACGAAAUGUCUCUAACACUCGCUCCCCUUACAAGACCCCGCCUCUCCGGAGCAAUGAGAACAAUUUGAACGGUGACCAAAUAAAGCAGCAAAAUGACAACGUCCUAUUGGCUGCAAGCCCCGUCAAUGUCGAUUUGAUGCGGUUGUGCGAAGAGGGUAAGCUCGAUCAAGUGUUAGAUUUUAUGGCUCAAGGUGCUGCCGUUGCUGAUUAUGCUGUUCUUCUUGCGCUGUUGAAUUUAUGUGAGAAUACCAAAUCGCUUGAGUCAGGAAAAAGGGUUCACGAGUUCCUCAGACGCUCGCCGUUUCGCGCGGACAUGGAGUUGAAUAACAGAUUGACAAGAAUGUACGCAAAAUGUGGCAGUAUGAACGAUGCGCGCAGAGUGUUUGAUAAAAUGCGGGAGAGAGAUAUCAGUUCGUGGCAUUUGUUGAUUGAUGGAUACACGGAGAAUGGUCUUGGAGAUGACGCUUUAUUGUGUUUUACAAAGAUGAAGCAGGAAGGAAUAAGGCCUAGUAGGGAAUCCUUUGCAUUGGUAUUGGCUGCAUGUGCUCGAGCUGAAGCUGUGAAAGAAGGGUUCAUGCAUUUUGAAUCUAUGAAGAAUGAGUAUGAAAUUGUUCCUGGCAUUGAACAUUAUUUGGAGGUUAUUAACACUCUGGGCAAUGCUGGUCAUUUGAAAGAAGCCGAGGAGUUCAUUGAGAAAAUGCCAUUUGAACCUACAGUGGAGGUUUGGGAGGCUCUUCAAACCCUGGCACAAAAUCAUGGAGAUCUAGAUCUUGAAGAUCACGCACAAGAGUUGUUGGUAGAUCUUGAUCCUUCAAAAGCAAAAGCCUUUUCUAAUAAACUCCCUGUGCCUUCAAGUAAGAGACAGUCUGCAAUCAACAUGCUUGAGGAGAAAAAUAAAAUCACUGAAUAUCGGCAUAACAUAUCUUACAGAGGAGAGGCAAAUGAGAAAUUGAGAGGCUUGAGUGGGCAAAUAAGGGAAGCAGGUUAUGUUCCUGAUACAAGAUAUGUUCUACAUGACAUUGAUGAGGAAGCAAAAGAGAAGGCUUUGCAAUAUCAUAGUGAGCGUUUGGCUAUUGCUUAUGGUCUCAUCAGUACUCCCCCAAGGACUACUCUUAGGAUUAUCAAGAAUCUCCGUAUCUGUGGUGAUUGCCACAAUGCCAUAAAAAUCAUGUCAAAGAUUGUUGGAAGAGAGCUCAUCGUAAGGGAUAACAAGCGAUUCCAUCAUUUCAAAGAUGGCGAGUGCUCCUGCGGGGAUUAUUGGUAGCGAUUGUAUUAGAGCAAGCAGGUGUGGUCGUACAUACUCAGUCCUCAGCAGUAGUGCUUUUCUGUAUUUUGUGCUGCCAAAACUUGUACAUCAUUAUAAAAUGAUGAAAAAUACUUAAAAAGGAAAACUUCACUUAAAAUAACCAAUCCCAACUUCAGAGAAUUUAAAUCCUUAUUCGUUGGACUAGUGGGAUAAAGGCUUGUUGUUGUUGUUGUUGUUGUUGGACUAGGGGUCACAGUAAGUUUUUGGAUAAGGUACCAGCUGUAUGUCACACUUUCCAUCUAACAACAAUAACAUUUCGUGUGCUGCAUAAUAUUUAUUGGUACCAGGUUGGAUUUGUAGAGAGUUCU
Molecule: messenger RNA, 2041 nt
Organism: Prosopis cineraria
Lineage: Eukaryota; Viridiplantae; Streptophyta; Magnoliopsida; Fabales; Fabaceae
Product: pentatricopeptide repeat-containing protein At2g15690, mitochondrial-like
Exons: 1
Coding region: 276-1691 (471 amino acids)
Biological process (GO): RNA modification
Molecular function (GO): zinc ion binding; protein binding; RNA binding
Source: RefSeq, a predicted model, not a curated record